Messenger RNA from Medicago truncatula (barrel medic), 1576 nucleotides. RefSeq lists its product as uncharacterized. Gene Ontology annotation, molecular function: 3'-5'-RNA exonuclease activity. NCBI's taxonomy places the organism in Eukaryota, Viridiplantae, Streptophyta, Magnoliopsida, Fabales, Fabaceae. The transcript is spliced from 10 exons. The coding region runs from base 37 to 1377 and encodes 446 amino acids. The record is from RefSeq and is a predicted model, not a curated record.
AUAUAUAUAUAUUUGCACCUAGAAUGAGAAUUCAAAAUGGGAAGAAGAAUUUCAAUGACUCAAAUUCACGCAAUGCAGGAAAACCAACAACUACCAAGCAUUAGUUGCACUACUUUUAACAUUCUUGCUCCAAUAUACAAGCGUCUUAACCAAGAGGACCAGAGUAGCCGUGAAAGUGAGGACAGAGACUGUUGGUUGGCUAGGAAUCAAAGGAUAUUAGAUUGGUUAUUGUUUGAGAGAUCUUCCAUUAUUUGUCUUCAGGAAUUUUGGGUUGGAAAUGAAGAACUUGUUAAUAUGUAUGAGAAGAGACUUGGUGAUGCUGGUUAUAUUCAUUUUAAGCUUGGAAGGACUAAUAACCGUGGUGAUGGUCUUCUGAUAGCAGUACAAAAGGAAUAUUUCACAGUUGUUAAUUAUAAGGAGUUGCAUUUCAAUGAUUGUGGUGAUAGAGUAGCUCAAUUGUUGCAUGUUGAGUUAGCAUUUCCACUUUCACAGUGCCAAAACAGUGGUAUUAGGCAAGAAGUUCUCAUUGUCAAUACUCACCUACUAUUUCCACAUGAUUCAAGUCUAUGCCUUGUGCGGCUGCACCAGGUUUACAAGAUACUUCAGUAUGUGGAAUCUUAUCAGAAUGAGUACAAACUUAAGCCUUUACCAAUUAUACUAUGCGGUGACUGGAAUGGAAGCAAACGCGGACAUGUUUACAAGUUCCUGAGAUCUCACGGGUUUGUAUCUUCAUACGAUACUGCACAUCAGUACACUGAUGCAGAUGAUCACAGGUGGAUUAGCCACCGCAACCAUCUGGGGAACUCAUGUGCUGUUGACUUUAUAUGGCUUCUGAAUCCUGACAAAUAUAACAAACUACUAAAAUCAAGUUGGAGUGAAGCAGUAUUCGACAUGUUCAAGUGCCUAAUGCGAAGAGCUUCGCAGACAGAGAGUGAUGCAUUUGCUUUUCUAAAGGCUGACGAUGAAGAUUGUAUUACAUAUUCUGGUUUUUGUAAAGCACUUCAGCAACUUAAUUUAAUUGGUCCUUGCUAUGGUUUAAGUGUUGAAGAGACAAAGGACUUGUGGUUCCAAGCAGAUAUAGAUGGAAAUGGUUUAAUUGAUUAUAAACAAUUUCUGCAUCAAGUAUGGAAUCCAACAGUGUCGGAUUAUCACAGAGAUGACAACAAGAAUGAUAAGCAAGAUGAUGGUCCAAAUGAUAGUGAGAACGAGGAGGAAGAGGAGGAAACAAUUGGUUUUAGUGUAAAAAAUGCAGUGUUGUUUCCUCCAGAGGUUGAGAAAGGUAGAUGGCCAGAAGACUAUUCCCUUUCUGAUCAUGCAAGACUAACUGUAGUGUUCUCACCAAUAACAUUGACAUGCUCUCACAACAUGUUUUCUUGACAAAACUUGAGAAUACUCUUGUUUAGGUUUUAGUGUUCAUGAUUUCUGUAAAUUAAUAACACAGAAGAGUGAGUGAAAUGAUAGAACUAUCAUAACAGGGCAAUUUGAAGGUUUACAACUAUAGUAUUCUCGAUUCUCAUACAUACCUUGUAUUACUGAUGGCAUUUAUUGUAUGAAGAACUAGUUGUUUCUUGUCACA